Molecule: messenger RNA, 6114 nt
Organism: Hylaeus anthracinus
Lineage: Eukaryota; Metazoa; Arthropoda; Insecta; Hymenoptera; Colletidae
Product: zinc finger protein 236-like
Exons: 24
Coding region: 306-5831 (1841 amino acids)
Biological process (GO): regulation of transcription by RNA polymerase II
Cellular component (GO): nucleus
Molecular function (GO): RNA polymerase II transcription regulatory region sequence-specific DNA binding; DNA-binding transcription factor activity, RNA polymerase II-specific
Source: RefSeq, a predicted model, not a curated record
GGUGAGCUUGGAACCCCUGCCCACGACCACGACCACGACCACCACGGCUGAAAUUAACGACGCCUUUUACUGAUUAACCUGUUUCUGUAUAGGUUAAGUUCGUUUACCAUAAAGAAGUGAAUUAUGCAUCCCUCGAGACAGUUGGAAAUGUACGAAAUGUUUCGAAAGUUUCUCAGGGAUUUAAAAUGGUGGAAGGCAUCCGUAAAUAUACCCAGUGCUUGAAGAUAUCAUCGCCACCGUCGUCGUUGUGCGAGUGUCGACGAAAUAUUUUCACCGUCGAUCGAAUACUUUGAUUCGGAGAAAAAAUGUUGACUCGACACGGUAUAAUCACGGACUCUUCUCACGUUGAAGCAGUGCCAAUAAACUUGGUUGCCACCGAGGAUGGCAGAACGCUUCUAGCAGUGACAGAACACAAGGAUGGUAUGCUGGAAAUUGUUGCAACCCCAGUUACGCUCAUCGGUCAAAGUAGCAUAGCCACCUCCUUGAUGGAUGUGAAGAAUUUUAAUGGAAAUUUGAUCCUUCAGUCUCCUGGAUUUCAUAUUAGCUUGGAAGAUAUCGACGGAUCGGAACUCCAUCGAUCUCAGCAAAUUCUUGAAAUCGAUCCCGAUGUUUCUAGACAAGAGAAAUCUCGACCGCACUUAGAGACGAAACAUGAGUUAUCUCGCACUUGUGAAUCUGUUAUCGAUAAUUCGAUACUUAACCAAAAGACCUGUGAAAUUCAAAAAGGACAGGCUUCCACAACCACGAAAAGAAAUAGCCCUGGAAGGCCAAGGAAGAGCACGGCGAUUUCCUCGAAAGGCAAAGAGAGUUUGCAGUGCGAUAUUUGUCAACAAGAAUUUACUAAACAAUCAUUGUAUAGAAGACACAUGGAGAAUCAUGCGGAGGAGAAACCGCAUCGAUGUCCAAAAUGUUCCGCGUCGUUCAACGUACCGACAAAUUUUACCCUUCACAUGGCAACGCAUAAUACAGGCGAACCAAAAUGUCCCGAAUGCGGUAGAAAAUUUGCGCGAAUGGCCAGUUUAAAGUCUCACAUGUUGUUGCACGAGAAAGAAGAAAAUUUAUUCUGUACGGAAUGCGAAGACGCUUUCUCGACCAAAACUCAAUUAGACGCGCAUUUCAAACUUCACGGGGAGAAAUGGAUAACCGAAGAGGCACGGAAGUGUAAGCUGUGUAAUAAACAGUUUGGUCAGCCAGCUCUGUAUAGGCUUCAUAUUCGCGAACAUUACAGGCUGCAGACAAAAAUAGUAAAGCAGACAAAAAGAGGAGCGAAACACAAAACGAUGUACAAAUGCACGAUAUGUUUGAAAUCCUUCCAGAAGCCAAGCCAAUUGAUGCGUCACAUUAGGGUUCACACGGGUGAAAAACCUUUCAAGUGUACAGUGUGCGGUCGUGCAUUUACGCAGAAGAAUUCGCUGCAAAUUCAUACGUGGCAACAUAACGGUAUCCGACCUCAUGCCUGCGAGCUUUGUAACGCCAAAUUUAGUCAAAAAGGUAAUUUGAAUGCUCAUAUAAUGAGAGUCCACAACGUGCCAGAGGGAGAGCCUAUAUACGGAUGCAAUUAUUGUUCGUGCGUAUUUAAAAAGCUUGGCAGUUUAAACGGUCACAUGAAACGCAUGCACACGGAUGUGAACGAGGACUUUCAGGAGAGCGCUAGCAUCGAUGACACCGACUGUGCCGAUGCGAUGGAGUCCGAUAUUCGGGCAACAGUGAACAGCGUUAUGACUCAGCUGGCGUCUUUGGAAUCGAACGGGAACCAAGUCCAAAAAGCAGCGAAUUUAGACGCAAAUAUGUUGUCGGGAAUCGCGACGAAAAAAGAUAUCCUGCAGCAGGCACUGAAAAACAGUGGCCUUCCUAGUAAAAACAAAACUCUAUGCGAAGGUACAUUGGAAACGAAAAAGGUCGGGGCACGUACUAAUUUUGUAACCUUGUUGGACAGAGGACCCGACGGUGGCACGAGGAAAUACUUGACGAUAAAGCAACGAUGCGUAGGAAACGUGAGGUGGUACGCGUGUUCUUUUUGCCACAAGGAAUUCAAAAAACCAUCGGAUUUGAUACGUCACUUACGCGUACAUACGCAAGAGAAACCUUUUAAGUGUGCGCAUUGUUAUCGUUCGUUCGCUUUGAAGUCGACUAUGAUAGCACACGAACGUACGCACACGGGUACUAAAAGAUACGCUUGCGUUUCUUGCGAUAAAACAUUUACCUGCCAUGGUAGUUUAGUUGCCCAUACCAGAUUGCACGCGAAAUUCAAGGAUUGUUUCGGGAAAACAGUUGGAGACGAUGAGAUUGUCGGUGUUGUAGGUAGUUCUUCCAGUAAAAGGCCAAAAAACCAUGCGAAGAACAAAUCGAAAAUAUCUCCCGAGGCAGAGAGUCUGGUGACCCAAGUGGUCCUGGAAGAGCCGUUGGUAAUCAGCGACACGGGUAACAAAAUAUGCGUGGCGCAGGUACCUUCUAAGGAGAAACGUGCUUUCGACGCGGCGACCGAUCCAGCCAGACCGCACAAAUGCUGGGUGUGUCAAGCAGCGUUUCGAAAAAUCAGUCAUCUGAAGCAGCAUCAUCGUAGACACACGGGAGAACGUCCUUACAAGUGCACCAAGUGCGACAGGAGGUUCACGUCGAACAGCGUUCUGAAGUCACAUUUGCAUACGCACGAGGACUCGAGGCCCUACGGUUGUUCCAUCUGUAACGCGAAAUUUUCUACGCAGAGUAGCAUGAAGAGGCAUUUAGUCACUCACAGUAACAAAAGGCCAUACAUGUGUCCAUAUUGUCACAAGACGUUCAAGACUUACGUAAAUUGCCGGAAGCAUAUGAAAAUACAUAAGCACGAGUUGGCGCAACGGCAAUUAGAACAACAAAAGAUCGAAAUCAGAGAACGGGACACAAAUAAGUUAAACCAGAGAGAAUCUUUGAAACAAGGAACAGCUUCCGGGUCGCCUAGUUGCUCGACGGAUUUCUCUGUUAACGGUACCACUGCCGUCGCCAUUGCUACAACCACUGCCACCAUCGUCACGUCUCCCUCGUCCACAUUUUCGGAUAAUCUCGCGCUUUCUCGACUCGGACCUGUUGAGAUAUCUUUUCAACCUCACAUCGGGACAGACUUCUCGCAAGCUUUCCCCGACCAAUUUCAAUCUGUAACCGAGGAAAAGGAUAGUAUGAGGUCGCUUUUACCAACGAGCUGUGAUAAUUCAACGAUUAUCAACCAAAACAUGUCGGAAGUGCCGAUAACGAAUCUUGAAAAUUCGCAGAUGUUACACGCUGACGAAGCCGGUUCGGUCACGUUACCUGUUUAUUCUGCGGAGCAAGCUCUCACGCCGGAGAGCAUACGAGAAAUAGAAGAAACGUUGAACCAGCAACUGUUUAAUAUAGGAAUGAACCUAAGCCUAGGCGGUAAUCAUUCGAAACAUAUGAGUGGUGCGAGCAGCGGCCUCGAACAUUCAAAAGAACAACACCACCAGCAACCUGUCUUGAAUGUUAUCUAUGAAAAUAACAACAACAACAACAACGGUAACAACAACAACAACAACAACAUAGAGCCGGCCGAGGACCAUGUGUUCGCGUCGCAACUAGAUUCGUUCGAGAUGGAUCAUAUCGCGUUGCAAACGGAUACUGAAAUUGGACUGGACAGUAUCAGCCUGAACGCGAGCAAUUCGACGAGUAUGGCGAGCAUAUUGCCCAGGACAGCAAAGGAAGAACACAGACUCUCUGUUUCCGUUACGUCGCCUGACAACGUGAACAGAGACCAAUCGGGUAGGUGUAUGCAGGCGGUAGUGCUUAUUUCUGAGCAGAGUCUUUCAGGCAAGGAACCAACGCCGAACGAAUUGGGUGUGAACGAGACUGACAGAGGCAACGGCCAGGAACGAUGCUCGAUCGAUCGAAUACUCUUAACAGAAGAGUAUCGAGGAACGACGCACGAUUCGAAGGUUCCGUUAAAAGUGCAUCCCAUGUCCGAAGUCACGGGAACCAUCGAUGCUAACGCGGGUCAAACGUCACCAGGGAAAUCUCUGUUGCAGUGUCAUAUGUGUAGUCAGCAAGGAUUCACGGCAACUAGGCUGAAGGAGCAUUUGAAGAUCCAUCGCGGGACAAAGGAAUAUCAGUGCACGGAAUGCUCGUCGAGAUUUUGCACGAAUGGUGGAUUGAACCGGCAUUCCAAGAUCCACGUUAAUAAACAACCAUGGAAGUGCCAGUCUUGCGAGAAAUAUUUCAACAGUAAAACACAGCUUCGAUCGCACAGUAGAAUUCACGAGACCUCGAGGUGGAAUACGAUAUCAGAAUUGAAUACCGGUGCUCCAGUGAAUCCAGUUCCAUCGGAGAUGAGGGCGAUCGUAGACGUUGAUUCGCCGUUAAACGAUAUCGUGAUAGAUCCUGAUUCCACCGUCUCCGAAAGGGUCCUGCUGGAUACGGUAGCAGAGAAGGAAGUGAUGGAUCGCGUGAAAAAUGCUUUGACGGAGAAAAAAGUACGAAAGGAGUAUACGAAUAAGUGCAAGUAUUGCCCGAAAACAUUUCGCAAACCGAGUGAUCUCAUAAGGCACGUGCGCACGCAUACGGGUGAACGACCGUACAAGUGUGAUUUUUGCAACAAAAGUUUUGCCGUAAAGUGUACUUUAGAUUCGCACACGAAAGUUCACACGGGCAAGAAAACCUUUCGUUGUCACGUUUGCAGCAGUCUGUUCGCUACGAAGGGUAGCCUGAAAGUUCACAUGCGAUUGCAUACAGGUUCGAAACCGUUCAAAUGUCCUGUCUGCGAUUCGAGAUUCCGGACUUCGGGUCACAGAAAGGUGCAUUUGUUGAAGCACGCGCGGGAACACAAAGGCAGCCCUAAGAGGAAACAGAGGCACAUGAAAGUCGCGGCUAUAGCGGAAGUCGUAGCUGACAUCGCCAAGUGUGGCGACGCAAGCGAAGAAAAGAUGAAUACCUUCGAAAACGAGCAACAGCUUCACCACGAACAACUCGCGCAAACAACUACAACCGACUAUUCUCACUUGGAGACGAUAAACGUUGACGCAACGGCUGGCUGCUUGGCCGAUCAAAUUACCUUCGACACCGAUGGUGCUGCCAUGACGAAUGGUAACCCGGUAUUAUCCUUGACCGAAGGCAAUCAGCUAGUCGCCAACUUGAAUUUCCUUCUGACAAAUGGUCUCGUUACCAUUCAAACCGAGGAAUCCUUGCUACCCCAAUCAUCGUCAACCGAUAUACCCCAUAAUCGUUCCUCUAUAGUUACCGAUUCCACGUGCGUAUCGACGCUGAACAUCACAGCUGAUACUGGCAACGACGAGACUAAGGAAGCGAUUCAUAUAGGGCAAAUGUUGAAAGCGCAACUCUCGUCGCCGUAUCAGUUGCAAUCGAAUAAUUGCUUGUUAAGCGUAGCAGCCACGACGUCUAUGGAAACGUUCUCGAAGGCUCCGACUGUUGUCAGGCCUCCAUCGAAACCAGCCAAAGGAACUUCGUCCAAGAAAGAGUGCGACGUUUGCGGGAAAACGUUCACGAAACCUUAUCAGGUCGAAAGACACAAACGAAUUCACACAGGCGAACGACCGUACAAGUGCGAGCUGUGCGCCAAAUCGUUUGCCCAGAAGUCAACCUUACAGAUGCACGAAAAACAUCACACGGGGGAUCGUCCUUAUCCAUGCCCGCACUGCGAAUAUUCUUUCACGCAGAAGGGUAAUCUCCGAACACACGUGAAGCGCGUUCAUCAGUUGGAUGUGACCGUCGACACGAAGAAAUUGAAGCGCACGCGGCAAACCUUGGGUCUCCCCAAAACCCUUCAAGGCAACUUCGCCGAUGGAAAAAGUCUCAAUUUGGACGACAUAUCGUUCGUUGAGUUCCUCAAGUAAUAACAUCCAGUGGAAGGGUAUUAUUCGUUUUUUAUUUCGAACCAAAUAUUUUCUUCAAAAAACAUGAGGAACAUAAUAUCGAUUGAACGAUAAAGACAAUAAUAUAUGUAUAUUCAACGUUUUUCUUAUACACAACAAGCCACAAGUCGUUAGUUUGCGCAUCCGCGAGUAAUAGACUCGUCGUGUUCGAUGUACAGAGUGCAUUCGAUUGCUAGUGUUUGUAUAAAAAUAAAAGGAAAUUUCUAUCGUGUAAUGUACGUUGGAAAUUGACAGGGUUGCUCGA